AUGGAAGCGUCGCAUCGAGACCAUGGCCCCACGCCGGACGGACGCGUUGUUCGAAUGUCGACGGGCCUGGCUCGACGGCAAUGUACACUAUGGGUUCAUGAUGAGAUGUUCUCACGUGAGGAUCUCCUGCUCAAUCCCUCUGCGUUUGGGGAUUGCGACGUUCAAGUUGGUGAUAUAGUGGAAAUUCUGCCUGUCCGCGGAUCCGGGGAUCCAAUUCAUUCUAGUCUCAAGCCCGAUGCCUCAGUGAAGAUAGCGCGUGAUAGCCUGAUCGACCAGAGCAUGUCCUCAAAACCAGACGGUUCUUCGAAAUUCAAGACUCCGCUUCAAAGCCGGUGUUUAUGCGUUGUCAAGCCAAUGCCAGCUGAAAUCAAGGCUCGUCACCCCAAACUGGAAAUAUCUGUGACCAGCAGCGUGGCCAAUAUCUUCGGUCUGAAAAACCGAACUCAAGUAUAUUUGACUAUUGUGGACCGGAAGAAUUGUGCUGCAUCACAUGUGGAUAUUGCGUUCCGUGAUCAGUACAUGGUCCGUUCAGAUAUGUGGCGGCUUGUUGAGUCAGAGCUCGUCGAUAAAAUCAUCUACAAGGGCCAGAAGAUCAUGUUCAUGGGCAGUAUCAAGGCAACUGUCAAGAACAUCUUCAUUCGAGAGAAAAAGGUGCUUUCAGGCUACUUUGCGCCCAACACGAUCCCUGUCUUCCGGAGCGAGUCGGCCAAAUAUGUCCUUUUCAUUCAGAUGUCCCGUGAGAUGUGGGACUUUGACUCAGAAGGAUCUGGAGAUAUUCUCUUCAGCAGAGUUAUCAAUGGAUUCCUCCCAGAGCUUUUCAAAAGAUGGGCCAACUCAGAUGCAAAGCACUUGGUUACAAUCGUGCUCUUCACCCGUGUCGAGUACGAUGCAUCAGUCCAUCCUGACCUAUCCAAACUCACAAAUCGAAAUUUGAAACCCGACUCAAGCCCAAGCCCAAUGCCAACUCGAGACUUCUAUCGGGUCGUGGUGAACGAUAUGGCGAGCGGUCAUUGGAUGACGAUUUUGGAUGAGCUCAAGAAGAAUUUUCGAACAUUCCUUCGGGAUGUUUCGAUAUUGAAGUCAGAUGACCUGGAGCUUCCUUUCGAUACUGGCACCAGGCCGACGUCCAGAUCACAUACGGCAAUCAUCGCCGGACGUCCAAGCACGGCUAUUCGAGGCAACAUCCUUGAGGCUAUUCAUCUGGCAUCUGCUCAUCUGGCUUAUGAUCAUAUUGAUCGAGACAUGGUGCAUACAGGAACUUCGAUAAUCGUAAUCACUCCUGGAAGCGGUGUUUUUGAAGUCUCUUAUGAAUCUUUAGCAUCCACAACAGAAGCCCUGGCCAAUCGGGGAAUAGCUAUUGACUUGGUCUGCCUAAGCCCCAUGCCCCUUCACUCAGUCCCUCUGUUCAAGUAUCGAGAGCCAUCAGAGCGACCUCCAAGCCCACGUCCAACAAAAGACCAGCCCUACGGAAACGACUUGUCACCCGAGACUCAACAUUCUAUCUCAAGUUUGGCGAGUCGAUCGUCCUAUCUGUCCCCGGGUUCUUAUUUUUCCGCCUCGCGUAUACGAGAGCGAACCAACAAUCGAUCAGAUGGCUGGUGUUAUGGAAUUCCACAUUGGCUUGACAUCUCGUACUGGAACCCUGAGACUUAUCGUGAAGCUCGGCGAGUGUUGAAGAAUGAUCCCAAUGCACCUAUUCCGCUAACUGUGACUCGACCAUCCAAGGCUUUCACGCCACGUGUUCGUAUGUACGAGAUUCAGAUGAUGGGUGUGAUGGAAAGCGAGCAGUCAAAUAUCUCGAUUCCAUAUCUUCUUGAGGGGCGCGAUUUGCGCAGACGCCGCGAGUCUGUGCAGAGCUCUGUUGGCACCGUACGAAGUGUCCCGCGGGCUCGAUUUGCAAACCCGCCCUCUCUCAAGGCUCAGUACAGCGACAGUCUAAGGCCAGAACGGUCCUCCAUUCUUGAAAGUGUUUCUGAUUCUAGCGAGAUUUGCGUGGGCGAACCCCAAAGGACGCGCAAGGCUGUCAUGGCAUGGAUGGAUCAGUACGACGAAAAUGUCUUUUCGGUGUCCCUGAAACAGCGUCGCGUCCAGAAGCCCAGAGGCAAGCGCAUACAUGAGCCCGAGAAUCAGACGAGUGGUGCUCAUGAAAGGAUGUCUGCACGAUCAAUAUUACGCCUUCGGGAACAUGAAUCCCACACGAGUGAGAAGAGCCAAAACGUUCGAGCAAGUGGGCCACGCAGACUUGAUGAAACUCCCGUCUCCGCUCCCAAGAGCCCGGUCUCUGCCAGAAGUGUACCGGUGGCGAAGCCUGCAUUGAAGCCUCCGGCAGCUGCUCGACCACCGUCGCGGAUUUCACGCACGAUCAGCUUUGCUCUGCGUGGAUUGAGCGCCACUGCACCCCGAGCGCAAGCAAGCACAGGCGUCCAUGUUGAACAUGCCAACGCAGGGCCUAUGUCAAAUAAAAGAGGUUCUACUAGUACAUUCUCUGAUACUCGAAGUGUGGCAUCUCUCAGCCCUUCCGAGAGCGCAUCGAUCCGCACAAUAGCUGAUGUUGUGCAGCCGGAGUAUACGCCCCCAAAAUUGCAAUUGGAGUCCCGACCGACUCCAUCUAAGCCGAUAUCGAUCAAGGCGGUUUCGAGGAAAUCAUCUGAAGUUGCUGUUCCGCCUGAUCGUACUCAAACACAGGGCUCGUUGUCAACUUCGGCCGCAGAAACCCAAAUGAAUGAAGAAGUCACCGGAGAAGGUCCAUUCAGAACGAGAGAUCGGAAAGUUGAAAUUACGAUUAAUCAUGGCGGCCGUGAGGGUCCGCCGCGGGCAUCACCGAGCAAAGCUCUUUCUCCGUGGGUUCGGUCCAUCAAUCCCUGCAACACCCCAAAGGACGUGCUGCGAGACACUAGCUGGUUUGGCCGCUGGCAGCAUGCGUACCCUCGCCCCCCACAUGUUGCUGUGGUGAAAUGGAAAAGUUUGAAAUCUCCGGCAGUAUUGCCCUUGACAACUGAGGAGUUUCCCACAGCAGCUGAGCUUGCCUCGGAAUAUCUACAGACACCUUAUCGGGUGGCCCCCAACGAUGAGCCUGAUGCUUUCGAAGCACCUAAGACAAGGGGUACACUUCUGAGGGAGAUGAUUUCUCUUCGAUUAUCUCAUGGUUUCCAGAUUGUUGUUGGCAAAGGUGUCGCUGAGGGAACGGCUCGACCUAUUCUUGAGAGCUUCAAUGUUUUCGACACGCGGGGCCUUGAGAGAGACGGGGCCAUUGUGUUUCUAUCCAAGGGUAAUACAAUUCAUCGUCUGAACUGCAUAGGCGGUGGAGAAAUUGAGGUGACCCGCUUCACACAUCAGACAUCUGCUCCGCUUGUGGCUUCGAAACCCACCAACUCUACCCUUUAUCGAGCUGCUAUGCGAACUAUACUGAGUACAGAGUACGAGAUCAAGGACAUCAAACUGGACUCGACUGCAGAAGACUAUAACUGGAACUACGCCGAUAAUUAUGUUGCGGGCCAUCGCGAUUAUCUGCAGAAUCCAGCACAGCAGCUUCAUUUCUGGCGAGUGCGUUAUGUCUUGAUUCCUCUGCAUCUUCAUGCGAACAACCGACGACAUCUACAAUCUUUCAAUGAGGACAACGAGGAGGAGAUUCACUUGCUAGGAAUCAGCCAGCUGACCCAUAUCUGGCAACGACAUAAAUAUGUGUCCCCAGAAGAGAAACGUUUCGAAAUAUCUGCCAAGAAGAGAGAUGCGAAUCCCCUCAACAUAAUGUACCAGACACGGAAUCCAUCAGAGGUGGUAGCUGCAGAGCUUGAUCGAAUUCUUCUGUCGGAUCCACGACUCGAUAACCCUCCUGCCCAGCUUCUGCCGGAAUCUGAACUUCUCGAACGGUCCAGCGUCAAUCUGUCUAGCUUGGCGCAAACCAUUCAAGGCGAGAAGGGCGUGCGAAUGAUGGAUCGACGAUGGCAUUGGAGGCUGCAUUAUAAUUGCUUUAUCGGGUUCGAAUUCACAACGUGGCUGCUUCAGAAUUUCCGCGACAUAGAUACCCGUGAAGAAGCCGUUGCGUUCGGCAAUGAAUUGAUGAAGCACGGCCUGUUUCAGCACGUGGAAAAACGGCACAACUUCCGCGAUGGAAAUUAUUUCUAUCAAAUUUCUGCCGAGUACCGUGUGACUCGACCAGAAUCUCGCGGUGGCUGGUUCCCUCAGCUUAGAGUGGACAAGUCCAUGCCAUCAACGCCAGCCGUUGGCAAUGCCAAGGAUUCCCCGUCAAGCUUCCAUACCCGCUCGGACAGCACUGAGGACCGGGCACCCAUUACGCCGAACACACCGUCCAAAGCCAAGACCAAGGUCGCUAUUAUGCUCUCUAAGUCCUUGAAAUAUGACGUGGAUAACCGGAAGCGAUCAAAUCGGCCCGAGGUGGUUGAACUUCACUAUGACCGGUUGCAUAACCCUGAGAACUGCUUCCAUAUCGAAUUGAGCUGGAUGAACACCACACCGAAGCUUAUCGAAGACACCGUUAAUUCAUGGGGCUCGACUGCCGAAAAAUUUGGGCUGAAGUUAGUUCAAGUACCAAUUGCCGAGGCAUGUGCCAUUGACCGGACUCAACCUUUCCGCAAGCCGUUCGAGCUCAAACUGAAGGUUUCUCCUCCUAAGGCGCCCAUUCACACUGUUUUCAGCAAUGCAUCCUUCGCACAACCAGGACCUCCGGAUAAUUUAUACUAUCAGAAAGCUCUUCUACGCAAAUUUGAUUUUGUUCUGGACCAGGAGGCUUCCACUGCAUUCCCUGCCGACGUUGAGGUGUCCUUCUCCUGGGGCAAGCCAGAAUAUAAGUACCCGCAGUUCAUUCACCGGACGGGCAGUCUUCUUGCUCAGAUCACUGACGAGGGACAUUUCUUGUUACUCGCCAAUCGACUUGUGAGUACGAGAAGCGUUGCCAGUCGAGACGCAGGACGUUAUGAGCAUCACGGUCGGCCCGAGUAUCGUGGGCGUACGACUACUCAUGAUGUGCUUGACCGCAUUUCGCCGCGUCUAUCGCCGUUAGUACGGCCUCUGCACGAAAUUGGGAGCCCUAUUUCCCAACCUGGACACAAAGAGCUUGACUCAGCGAACCUUUACCGAGCCCCUGAGCAUGUUCUCAAUGGAUUAGUCGAGUUUUGCAGUGACGCAGCCCAACUUGAACAAUUCUAUAGCGAGUCGCAUGUUCGGCCAGUCUCAACAAAAGUCGAGCCCACUACAGCUAAUCUGAUGGACACGUCGAUCCCAACGUUGGAGCUCCCCGCCAGCGUGGUCAGUCACCACAUCUCCCCUCCGCCCGGUUUACCAUCCCGUAUCAGCCGGGAAGUGCGAGAUCACCGAGACGUGCUCAAGUCUCCCGAAGUUGCGCGUCCCCGUGCUCGCGGCGAGAGUAUAAGCUACAAGGGAAGUCCACGCAGUGGUAGUUUACGUCCUUUGAUGUAA
This is a messenger RNA of Penicillium diatomitis, 5436 nucleotides long. It is a transcript of the gene iml1, whose product is annotated as GTPase-activating protein IML1. The record is from RefSeq and is a predicted model, not a curated record. Gene Ontology annotation, cellular component: GATOR1 complex. Lineage: Eukaryota; Fungi; Ascomycota; Eurotiomycetes; Eurotiales; Aspergillaceae. The transcript has a single exon. The coding region runs from base 1 to 5436 and encodes 1811 amino acids. Gene Ontology annotation, biological process: negative regulation of TORC1 signaling; positive regulation of autophagy; intracellular signal transduction. Gene Ontology annotation, molecular function: GTPase activator activity.